CUGAAACUUCCGGAGAUGAAGGAAAAGUGCAAGAACGCGGCGAAGACGCGCAGAGAGAAGGAGAACGGAGAGUUCUAUGAGCUGGCAAAGCUGCUGCCUCUGCCCGCCGCCAUCACCUCCCAGCUGGACAAGGCCUCCAUCAUCCGGCUGACCAGCAGCUACCUCAAGAUGCGGGCCGUGUUCCCCGACGGUCUGGGCGAUGGAUGGGGUCAGACCUCAAGGUUCAGUCCUCUGGACAGCAUGGCUAAAGAGCUGGGCUCUCACCUUUUACAAACUCUGGAUGGCUUUGUGUUUGUUGUUGCCUCUGACGGCAAAAUCAUGUACAUCUCUGAAACAGCAUCGGUCCACCUUGGCUUGUCCCAGGUGGAGCUAACAGGAAACAGUAUAUUUGAGUACAUCCACCCAUCAGACCAUGAUGAGAUGACAGCAGUGCUGGGUCUCUGCCAGCCCCCCCAUCAUCACUUCUCUCCAGAGUAUGAACUAGAGCGCUCCUUCUUCUUGAGGAUGAAGUGUGUUCUUGCUAAACGGAAUGCAGGACUGACAUGUGGAGGAUAUAAGGUCAUCCACUGCAGCGGCUACCUGAAAGUGCGUCAGUACAUGAUGGACAUGGCGCUGUAUGAAUCCAGUUAUCAGACUGUGGGUCUGGUGGCAGUCGGUCACUCCCUGCCCCCCAGUGGUAUCACAGAGAUCAAACUGCACAGCAACAUGUUCAUGUUCCGGGCCAGCCUAGACCUUAAACUCAUUUUCUUGGACACAAGGGUGGCAGAGCUGACAGGAUAUGAGCCCCAGGACCUGAUAGAGAAGACGCUCUACCACCACAUCCAUGCCUGUGACGUUUUCCAUCUGCGCUAUGCUCACCAUAUAUUGCUGGUUAAGGGUCAGGUCACCACCAAGUACUACCGCAUGUUAUCAAAGCAUGGAGGCUGGGUGUGGGUGCAGAGCUACGCCACCAUCGUCCACAACAGCCGCUCCUCCAGACCUCACUGUAUAGUCAGUGUCAACUACGUCCUCACUGAAAUUGAAGGCAAGGAGCUGCAGUUAUCUGAAGACCAGAGCCGAGCCACUAAGCCUUGUGUCAGCCUAUCCUCCCCUCAGGACCCCCGCAAACACCUCCGAACCAAAGCAGUCAAGAUGAAGCCCAAAGUAAGAGCAGCUCCCUAUCCUGAGCAGGAGGCUGCUAGCCUCUUCCAGCCAGAGCGCUCCAACUGCUCCUUACAGAGGGGGGUGUGGAAGGAGAGAUCCCAGUACCCACUGAACCCCUGCAGGGAGAAGAGCUCCAGCUUGAGCCCUGAAGCCGGCCAGGUGCCCUGCGGUCCCCCUUACAACCUGUCCCUGCACUACCCCUACAGUCCCCAGAGCCCGCUGCCUCGCUCCGGCCACCCCUCUCAGCACAUCAUCGGCUCGCUGCACAGCAGAGGCUCUGUGGGGUGGAACAUCAGCAGCCCCCCCGCACCCAAUAGAUACACAGGCCCCGGGAUGGCAGCUGACCGCAGGUUCCCUGAUGACAUCUAUCCGGAUUGUUCCACAAACUCACAUUCUACCAGCAGGUUGAAGGAAGAGCCCUACGAACAUUACACACUCAUCCACAGCGAGGUGUCUGACGUUUGUUCCCACCCCCGUCAUCAUGGCACCAAAGACAGUAAAGCUUCAAACCAGGCGCUCCAACAUGAGGGAGCUUCAGGUGACCGGGGCCACGCCUGUCCCCUGCUCAGUGGCGUGGUGCUGGGUAAAGGUGAGCAGGGUUUGCAGAUGGUGCUGGAGCAGAGGAGGAGGCUGUGUAUGAUGGAAGCUCCCUACGGCCCCCCAGCUGCAGGAUACCCAUACCCUUCUGACGGAGCUGCUCCUCUGCAGCACAGGUCUGCAGAAGAGGACAGGAGGACAUUGGUGGGAGGGGCCCAGGCUCCAUACAUGUCUCUGAACUUCCAUAAAGUGUUGGGUAAACACGGCUCUCUUACAACACUGAGUCAUCUAGCAGACGCUCACAGCUCCGGCUCAUCCCCGGAGAGCCACAGAGAGAUCCCACAUUACAUCGGCACAUCCGUGAUCAUCACCAACGAGAGGUGA
This is a messenger RNA of Eleginops maclovinus (Patagonian blennie), 2064 nucleotides long. RefSeq names its product SIM bHLH transcription factor 2 (gene sim2). The transcript is spliced from 11 exons. Gene Ontology annotation, biological process: regulation of transcription by RNA polymerase II. The record is from RefSeq and is a predicted model, not a curated record. Gene Ontology annotation, molecular function: RNA polymerase II transcription regulatory region sequence-specific DNA binding; protein dimerization activity; DNA-binding transcription factor activity, RNA polymerase II-specific. The coding region runs from base 16 to 2064 and encodes 682 amino acids. Lineage: Eukaryota; Metazoa; Chordata; Actinopteri; Perciformes; Eleginopidae.